This is a messenger RNA of Chiroxiphia lanceolata (lance-tailed manakin), 2030 nucleotides long. RefSeq names its product katanin catalytic subunit A1 like 2 (gene KATNAL2). Bases 184 to 1758 code for a protein of 524 amino acids. Gene Ontology annotation, molecular function: ATP binding; protein binding; ATP hydrolysis activity. The record is from RefSeq and is a predicted model, not a curated record. Lineage: Eukaryota; Metazoa; Chordata; Aves; Passeriformes; Pipridae. The transcript is spliced from 16 exons.
GGGCAUUCCCGGCUGCAUUCCCCUUGGUACUGCCGCCGGCAUUCCCCGUCGCCAUGGAGCUGUCCUGCCAGGCGCUCAGAACCACCUACCAGGCGAGAGAAGCGGCUACAUUUAGAUGCUGUUUACAGCAAUAAAGAGAAUAUUACAUUUGAUCUAGAGUUCUGUCUUAAUUCACAGGAGGAGAUGAGAACAGAAGCUCGUCGGAAAAAUCUCCUCAUUCUAAUUUUGCAUUAUUUAAUGGAGGAAGGAUAUGUCGAUGCUGCAAAUGCUUUGGAACAAGAGACGAAAUUAAGUUUACGUGGCUUUGAAGUUUGUGACAACGUUGAUCUUGAGACAAUUUUGAUGGAAUAUGAAAGCUAUUACUUUGUAAAAUUUCAAAAGUAUCCUAAAAUUACCAAAAAGGUCCUGGACACCGCAGAAAAUAAACAACAGCUGCGAACUGGGGGAAGAGCAAGAAGGGCAGCAAGCUCUUCUCAAAAUAUUCCAAGGCUCAAGCAACAGACAGUGCAACAACCAGCGUCAAAAACUUCUGGGAGCACAACAGAACCUAAAUCAUCUGCCAAGGAGAGCCCCAGACAGAAUAGUGACAGUGCAGUUACUCCAGACCAAUCUGGCUUUGGCUUAAGCAUCUCAGCAAUCAGCAAACCUGGAGGAGACAGCCCUCACCCUAGAAAGGUUGGUGGAAACCUGGGCCAAGUAAUUGACUUCCAUGGGAUGAUCCAGGAUGCUGUCAGAAUGUCACCAAAUGAAAUUGCCUUGAACAGCCUUAAUUAUGAUCCAGAUCCCUCAGAACGAUUAUUGAAACCCCUUAGUGCUUUUAUUGGCAUGACUGGUGAGAUGAGGGAACUUGCAAUGGUUGUAAGCAAAGACAUUUAUCUCCAUAAGCCCAACGUGAAGUGGGAUGAUAUUAUAGGACUGGACGCAGCUAAAAGGCUGGUCAAGGAAGCAGUUGUUUAUCCCAUAAAGUACCCAGAGCUGUUUACUGGCAUUCUGUCCCCUUGGAAAGGAUUAUUGCUCUAUGGACCACCAGGUACUGGAAAAACUUUGCUUGCUAAGGCUGUUGCCACAGAAUGCAAUACAACCUUUUUCAACAUAUCAGCAUCCACCAUUGUCAGCAAAUGGAGAGGUGAUUCAGAAAAACUUGUCCGGGUGUUGUUUGAGCUCGCCCGGUACCACGCUCCUUCCACAAUUUUCUUGGAUGAGCUGGAGUCAGUGAUGAGUCAAAGAGGCACUGCUCCUGGUGGUGAACAUGAAGGAAGUCGGCGGAUGAAAACAGAAUUACUGGUGCAGAUGGAUGGCUUGGCCCGAUCUGAUGAUCUUGUAUUUGUUUUAGCAGCUUCCAAUCUGCCAUGGGAGUUGGACUCUGCCAUGCUGCGGAGGCUGGAGAAGAGGAUUCUGGUGGACCUGCCCAGUAAAGAGGCACGGCAGGUGAUGAUCCAGCACUGGCUGCCCCCUCUGAGCAACAGCGGGGGUGUGAAGCUGAGGACGGAUCUGGAUUACAGCUUGCUGAGCCAGGAAACAGACGGAUACUCCGGCUCAGACAUAAAACUCGUGUGCAAGGAAGCCGCCAUGAGACCAGUGAGGAAAAUAUUUGAUGCUCUUGAAAAUCAUCAGCCAGGUAACAGUAAGCUGCCCGUGAUCCAACUGGACACGAUCACAACAGCUGAUUUCCUGGAUGUGAUCACCCACACCAAGCCAUCAGCAAAGAAUCUAAGCCGGAAGUACAUGGCUUGGCAGAGGGAAUUUGAGUCGGUUUGACAGAAAACACACCCAAAACUUCCAAGACUUCCAAAGUGGCAUGUCCUUGCUCCAAAGGAUCAGAUGGUGAUGGGGAAGGAAAUGCUGUUGUCUCAGGGAAGAGAAAGCAGUGACAAGUGUCAGAGGGAAAUCUUUACUUCCAAAAUUUAAGGGUGGGUGAAAGAGUGGUGGUUAUUCUUUAUUAACCAUUUUAAUGACCAUUCAAAAAACAUUCUUCGUGGAAUUAAUGUAAUGGCAGCUCCUAUGCAACAAAGCCUCCAGCCUUAAUUUUA